UUAUUUUCUCAGUGCUAUUCUUGGCUGCCUUGGGAAGCUGUGCAGAUGACAGAAGCCCCCUAGAAGAAUGCUUCAAAGAAGAUGAUUAUGAAGAAUUUCUAGAGAUCGCCAGAAAUGGUCUGAAACAGACAUCAAAUCCAAAACAUGUUGUGGUUGUAGGUGCAGGAAUGGCUGGGCUUAGUGCAGCCUACGUUCUUGCAGGGGCUGGACAUAAGGUGACGGUUCUUGAAGCUAGUGAACGUGUGGGAGGACGAGUGACCACUUAUCGAAAUGACAUAGAAGGCUGGUAUGUCAAUCUGGGACCCAUGCGUCUCCCUGAGAGACACAGAAUUAUCCGGGAAUAUAUCAGAAAGUUUGGUCUCCGGUUGAACGAAUUUUUUCAGGAAAAUGAGAAUGCCUGGUAUUUUAUUAAAAACAUCAGGAAGAGAGUAUGGGAAGUGAAAAAAGACCCCAGCGUCUUCAAAUAUCCUGUGAAGCCCUCAGAAGAAGGCAAAUCUGCUUCACAGCUAUAUCGAGAGUCCCUCAAAAAGGUUAUAGAAGAAUUGAAAAGGACUAACUGCAGCUACAUAAUGAAUAAAUAUGACACCUACUCAACAAAGGAGUAUCUAAUUAAAGAAGGAAAUCUGAGCCGCGGAGCUGUAGAUAUGAUUGGAGACUUACUGAAUGAAGAUUCUGGCUAUUACAUAUCUUUUAUUGAGAGCCUGAAAAGCGAUGAUAUCUUCUCUAAUGAAAAAAGAUUUGAUGAAAUUAUUGGUGGAUUUGAUCAGUUGCCUAUAUCCAUGUAUAAAACCAUUGCGGGAAGUGUGCAUCUCAAUGCCCGAGUAAUCAAGAUACAACAGAAUGCUGAGAAAGUCAGAGUGGAAUAUCAAACCCCGGCAAAGACCUUGUCAAAUGUGACAGCUGAUUAUGUCAUUGUGUGCUCCACGUCAAGGGCCACCCGUCGCAUCAAUUUUGAACCACCCCUUCCACCAAAAAAAGCACACGCUUUGCGGUCUACCCACUACAGAAGUGGCACCAAGAUCUUCCUCACUUGCACUAAGAAGUUUUGGGAGGCUGAUGGCAUUCAUGGUGGGAAGUCCACAACUGAUCUUCCAUCCCGAUUCAUCUACUACCCUAACCAUAACUUUACUAGUGGUGUUGGGGUUCUUGUGGCCUAUGUCCUUGCUGAUGAUGCCGAUUUCUUUCAAGCUCUUGAUAUCAAGAGCGCUGCUGAUAUUGUCAUUAAUGACCUUUCAUUCAUCCAUCAGCUGCCCAAGAAAGAGAUCCAAGCCCUCUGUUACCCCUCAGUGAUUAAAAAAUGGAGCCUGGAUAAGUAUGCUAUGGGUUCUAUAACCUCCUUCACUCCCUACCAGUUUCAAGAGUUUAGUGAACCACUCGCUCAACCUGUAGGCAGAAUCUACUUUGCAGGGGAGCACACUACCAAAGUUCAUGGUUGGUUGGACAGCACAAUUAAGUCAGGGCUGACAGCAGCAAGAGAUGUGAAUCGUGCUUCUGAGAAGCCAUCAAAAAUCCGCCUGAUCAGUGACAAUCAACUUUAAGAAGGAGGUCAACAAAAGGAGAAUUAUAAACAGAGAACUACAAUCACUUUCCCCAUUCUGGCAACUUCCAGAUGUUUCAGACUAAAAUUUCCAGAAUACUAACUGGGAAUUCU
Molecule: messenger RNA, 1651 nt
Organism: Pantherophis guttatus
Lineage: Eukaryota; Metazoa; Chordata; Lepidosauria; Squamata; Colubridae
Source: RefSeq, a predicted model, not a curated record